This is a messenger RNA of Sphaeramia orbicularis (orbiculate cardinalfish), 2963 nucleotides long. It is a transcript of the gene hps4, whose product is annotated as HPS4 biogenesis of lysosomal organelles complex 3 subunit 2. Lineage: Eukaryota; Metazoa; Chordata; Actinopteri; Kurtiformes; Apogonidae. The transcript has 12 exons. Bases 331 to 2136 code for a protein of 601 amino acids. Gene Ontology annotation, biological process: protein targeting; melanosome assembly; vesicle-mediated transport. The record is from RefSeq and is a predicted model, not a curated record. Gene Ontology annotation, molecular function: guanyl-nucleotide exchange factor activity; small GTPase binding. Gene Ontology annotation, cellular component: cytoplasmic vesicle; lysosomal membrane; BLOC-3 complex.
UUUCACAUGACUUUCCCUGCGUGUGACUGAUCUGCAUUCCUCAAGUGGUGCCAACUACUAUCCCUGUCAAACGGACUAAUGUUAAGACAACUGUGGGGCUAACAACGUCUGAAAACAUUAUCCAUCGCAUUAUCCACGCGGUUUAAUCUGUCCACUGUCGCUGUUAACAGCUCCCAGUGUGCGACGUGGAAGAGGAUUUGUGAUUUGUGAGCCGGAGUCGCAGCUGCAGAAUGAAGUUUUACUGCUAUCAAACUUCACCCUCAGCCUGUUGGAUGUGAAAUACAUGGAUACAAGAUAAGCCUUCACCUUUUUCUGAGCUUCUCGUCGGCGAUGGCUGAGCUUUUGUCGCCAGAUCUGAGAGGGUGCACUUAUUUCUUUCUCUAUGAUGGAUCAAAGGUGAAAGAAGAGGGUGAUGCGACAAGAGAGGGAAUCUGUUACUUCUACCCUGAAGAGACUCCUAUGGAUAAGCAGGAGCUGCUCUGUGGACAGCUCGCUGGCGUGGCCCGCUGUGUCUCUGAACUUUCCUCCUCGUCGGUGCGUGUGCUCAGGCUUCGCCGGAACAAGUACGCCAUCCGCAGGAAGGAUGACUUCCUCUGGGCUCUGGGCAGCUCAGUGGACGUCCCCACGAUAAGUGUCUGUGAGCUCCUGGAUCAGCUAAUAGACCUUUUCUGUUUCUACAACGGCUCAGUCCGCCAGAGCUACCAGCGUAACAGUCGUGAGGUUCUGGCCAUGCGAUGGGCUCAGUACCUCUCACACCUGCAAGCAGGAUCCUCAGAGCUUCAUCAUAUCUUCAGCUGCUUGAAAACCAUUGAUGCAACAAAUGUUGACCCACUUCUCCUGCUCAAAGCUGCCCUCAUUCUUCAAGCAUGUCAGCGCUGCCCUCUAGUGUUGGUAGGAUGCAUUCUUUUCAGGGGAAGAGUUGUGAGCACACAGAUGUCCCCAAAUCUUACUAUGAAGGUCAUGGUUCAUGAGAGUGAAACAUACAACAAGGCCCACAAGCCCAAUGGACCGAGUACCUCCAGUUCAUCUGGAGGAACAGUCAGCUCCAUCACCGUGUUCUUGACCAUGUCUGAACUUCAGUACCUGCAGUCUACUCCUGUUGACAAGGGAUUCAAGUUCCAUUCGACUCCACACAAAGACACCAUCCCUAAAAAGACCCGCCUUUCAAGAACAUUAUCUGACACGCCCUCCACCGACUCGGAACCGUCCGAUGCAGGCUCCACCCAUUCUUCUCAGAAGGUGUCCUUCAGCCCUUGUUUGUCAGCAUCAGAUAAUGUAUUUAGUCCAGACCCAUCAGAGAACACCACUGACCUACUUCAUCCCCCCAUGCAGUCACAGUGUCCUCUCUCAAAUGGAAAAAGCUCCCAUGAUGCUGAGGAGGACGAAUCAUUUUAUCACAGUUUUCAUACCAACGGCGGUGGAAUGAGUCAGAUAGGAGAUAGCUCAGGGCUGGAGGAAAACUCCCAUCUUAAUGGAGCUUGUGGGACAGUGUUUGACUUCAGAGCGGCCGAAUGUGGGAAUGAGGAGUCACAUGAUCAUAAGGUGGGGGAGGACAGCAGGAGAGGCAGUGGUGGGAGUGCACAUGGCUGCUCCGGUGCUACCAACAGCCACAACGAAAGCCCGCUGGUGCCCAUGACGCUGUAUCUGCACCGGGUUAAAGGCCUGGUCCUGGUCCUGCUGGUGGAGCCUCACUUCCUGAGUGACACAGCCUCAAUGGAGGAAGUGUAUCACAGCAGCUUGGCAGCGCUCAACGGACUAGAGGCCCAUCUGAGGACCAUCAUUCCGGGACCCCCAGGUGUUCAAGUACCCUAUGUCUUUGCCCACUUUGACUGCACUCAGAGCACGAUGACAUCCAACCUGUCUGGUCGACCAGGGGCAACCCAUGAGCGUCCUUUUGUGAGAGCCACAUCAUUGCUUCACUCGCAUUUCUGUAACACUGAAACUCUGCAGGAGGCUAUUAUCAGGAGUGCCGGCGCUGCUGUUUAUGGAACCCGCAGUGUGGCCCAGGAGACUUACUUCCUGCAGCAUGGGGGAUCACUGAGGAACUCGGGCAUCCCUAACCACCAGGACAGCGCCUUCACCCUGCCCACCAAGGCCCGACACAGACUACUAAAACAUGGGGUCAACCUGCUCUGAGCUGUGUAGCUGUUAUGGAAAACCUGGCCUUUGACACUGUAUGACCCUAGAUGUAAAUAUGACAUUUGUCUUCUUUACCUAACUUUGAAGUUUCCUAUUUAGAAAUGUCUUUACUUAAGCCCUUUUCCACUGCAUGGUACCGGCUCUGCUCGGCUCGACUUGACUCAACUCUACACAGUUUGGUACAGUGCUGUCACUUUUCCACUGCAAUUGGUGUCACCUUGGCGCAAAUAAGAUGGGUGUAGUAAACAGUAAUGACAAUGGACGACAUCGAGGUGACGCUGUACUUGAUGCUCGGUCUGUGCUUUUUGUCACAGAAAAGGUGAAAUGAGAGAGCCAGAAAGGGAUACAAGUGGCAAAACGAAACACGCUUGAAAAGCAACGGAGAGUUAUGAAAGCCAUACGGAAGUAUGGAGCUGAAGACUAGUGGAUAAGAGCUGCCAAGAGACAAUGUCUGAUGGUAAGCUAAUGCCUUAUAUACAAUAGAUGUCACACUGAACAGUGCGGUCUAUGUGGACCGAGUUGCGAGUAAAAUAAUAGAGAAAAGCAGUUUUUGUCGAUAUAGGCUCUCUGUAGAUCUUCUCUGCUAUCACUCUUGUCAGUGUUUGGUGUUUGCAUUAGACGGUCACACCUUGUCGCAUGUGUGACGACACUCCCUCUGACCAAUCAGUGGCUGGCAGUGAAAUUUCAAUGCUGACUCAGCCCGGAUAGAACCUCACCAGAGCUGGUAUGAAAAAAAGUACGGUUACCAGGUACAACCCCCAGUGGAAAAGCACUAAAACCGUGUAGAGUCGAGUCAAGCCGAGUCGUGCUGGAAAGGUGCAGUG